This is a messenger RNA of Pseudovirgaria hyperparasitica, 372 nucleotides long. RefSeq lists its product as uncharacterized. The record is from RefSeq and is a predicted model, not a curated record. The coding region runs from base 1 to 372 and encodes 123 amino acids. The transcript has 2 exons. Lineage: Eukaryota; Fungi; Ascomycota; Dothideomycetes; Acrospermales; Acrospermaceae.
AUGCCUCAUGCUCAUGCUCUCAACUACUCACACGCUCUCGCUGUCGCUGUCACCCUCGCCUCACUGCUGCCGCUCGUACAUGGCACCCUUCUCGCCCUGUGCACAGAGCACAGCGACUUCGUUGCUGCCACUGUAUCUAGCAUCCAGCCGCCAGGGCAGGGCAGGGCUGUCUACCUAGUAUUACCGCCACGCCCGACCGUGACGGAUAGGUCUUCGAUUGAUAGUCACAACCACGACGACGACCGCCACGAAGCCAAGCUAGAAUAUCAGGUCAGGUCCAUCCGGUCCGUUAGGAUUGCAAAAAGUGCGCGCGUGCUUUGUCUCUGUGCGGAUGUGGCGAGGCAAAUCAGCUUGUUCGUGUGUGAAGGAUGA